This is a messenger RNA of Stylonychia lemnae, 375 nucleotides long. NCBI's taxonomy places the organism in Eukaryota, Ciliophora, Spirotrichea, Sporadotrichida, Oxytrichidae. The record is from the annotation of a GenBank genome assembly.
AUGAAGCAAAUAAAAGGCAACUUGUAUUUUGUAUCUUUACUAUUACUCGGUCUUUUUGCACUCUUAUAAGAAUCUUAUGCCCAAAAAAAUCUCAAAUAGUACUUUGUGAAAGAGCAAUAAUUAAACGACAAUGGUACUUUAUUUUCAAAUGAACCUAACAAGACAUCAACUUAGCAAGAACCCUUAAUAAAUGGGAUAAGUGAUAAUACUUAGUAAAAGGAUCAUUAAAACUUUGAAACUGAUAAAAUUUAACUUGAAAACUAUUGGCUGGUGCUUUGGGUUAUUAUAAUGGGGAGUAUUUCAGCUGGAUUCAUUAAAUUUUUUUACUGUGGAAAAUAAAAUCCUGAACUUGAUGAUUACUACAGAAAUACAUGA